This is a messenger RNA of Dalotia coriaria, 1875 nucleotides long. Its product is annotated as cell division cycle protein 23 homolog. The record is from RefSeq and is a predicted model, not a curated record. Gene Ontology annotation, biological process: positive regulation of mitotic metaphase/anaphase transition; anaphase-promoting complex-dependent catabolic process; protein ubiquitination. NCBI's taxonomy places the organism in Eukaryota, Metazoa, Arthropoda, Insecta, Coleoptera, Staphylinidae. Bases 3 to 1823 code for a protein of 606 amino acids. The transcript has 2 exons. Gene Ontology annotation, molecular function: protein binding. Gene Ontology annotation, cellular component: anaphase-promoting complex.
GUAUGCAACCAUCCAUACACUUUACCACAACUGUUACAUUCAAAAAGAGAAUACAACCUCAAACAAUCCGAGUUUUUAUAAUAAAAAUGGAUUUAAAAGUUAUUAAAAGAGAUUUAAUCAAAGGAAUAAAAUCCUGUUCCGAACGCGGGUUGUCCCAGAGCGUAAAAUGGCUCUCCGAGUUAAAUUUCGCAAUAAAAGAUGUGAAAAUUGAAUUCACCAAUGAUCUCAUGCAAUAUGAAGACUGUGGAGAUGAAAACGAAGCAUAUCUGCUUGCAAAAUCAUAUUUCGACAUCAAAGAAUACGAUAGAUGUGCGUAUUUCAUCAAGAAUUGCACGCAUCAAAAGCCACGCUUCCUGCAUUACUACACAAAAUACCUAAGUAUUGAAAAAAAGAAGUUGGACAACAUGACAGAUGCAACAUGCCCACCAGACCCAACAAAAAAUCAACCCCUGAAGGACCUCUGCAGUCUCCUCAAGUCAGACUACAAUGAAAAGAAACUAGACGGAUAUGGUUUGUAUUUAUAUGCUGUUGUCAUGAAGAAAUUGGACUUAAUUGAGUCUGCAAUUGAUGUUUUUGUUGAAUCUGUGCAUGAUACACCAAUGCUCUGGGCUGCAUGGCAGGAAUUAUCCCUGCUGAUAAGCAACAAGAACAAAUUACAGUCAAUCACACUACCAGAUCACUGGAUAAAACAAUUUUUCCUAGCUCAUGCAUAUCUUGAGCAAUUGAACAAUGACGAAGCUUUACAGUUAUGUUCGAGUUUACAAAACAUGGGAUUCAAGAACAGUUGUUAUUUACUGGCGCAAACAGCGAUUAUUUAUCAUAAUCGUCGAGAUUUAGAAAUGGCGAUUCAAACAUUUCAAGAUUUAUUAGAACAUGAUCCAUUUCGCCUUGAUAAUUUAGAUACCUACUCAAAUUUGUUAUAUGUUCGAGAAUUGAAGAGUGAAUUGGCUGAUUUGGCACAGACUGCAGUGUCAAUUGAUAAAUACCGGCUGGAAACUUGUUGUGUAAUCGGGAAUUAUUACAGUUUACGCUCGGAUCAUCAGAAAGCAGUGUUAUACUUUCAACGCGCGUUGAAAUUGAAUCCUUAUUAUUUAUCUGCGUGGACAUUGAUGGGGCAUGAGUAUAUGGAGAUGAAAAACACAAAUGCGGCGAUACAGAGUUACAGACAGGCGAUUGAUAUUAAUAAACGUGAUUAUCGUGCUUGGUAUGGUCUUGGACAGACGUAUGAAAUACUCAAAAUGCAUUCGUAUAGUUUGUAUUAUUAUAAACAGUCGCAACAAUUGCGCCCGAAUGAUAGUCGUAUGAUUAUUGCGCUUGGUGAAACCUAUGAGCGUCUAGAUAAGAUUGAAAACGCGAUUAAAUGUUACCAUAAAGCGUGUAGAGUUGGUGAUAUUGAAAGAAUUGCGCUGUUGAGGUUAGCGAAACUUUAUGAUAAACUUGGAAUGUGUAUGCAAGCAGCUAAUGUCUACAGUGAGUUUAUUUAUAAAGAGAAUACAGCGCCGGAGAAUAUGCCGUAUGAGGAACAGGUGGAUUAUUAUAAUGCGUUGGAGUAUUUAGCAAAUACACAUUUACAAUAUGGCCGCCUGGAUGAUGCUUAUAAUUGUGCUUACAAAUGUUUAGAUAAUGAUGAAACUAAGGAACAAGCAAAAGCAUUGUUGAAAAGUAUUGCUGCGAAAAGAGGUGAAUUGGAACCAGCAGGAAUGACUGUGAUGGAAGAAACAGUUACCUGUAACAAUAUGACAGAUACAAGUAGCAUGAGCAUGGAUGAAACUGGAGAAAUUGGUGGGAUUUAUUCCCCUACGGAAAAUACAGAGAAUGAAUGAAUAGUUUUAAUGCAUUGUUUUAUAUAUUCAAUAAAAUUAAGUAUUAAUUAUA